This is a messenger RNA of Sphaerodactylus townsendi, 1738 nucleotides long. RefSeq names its product neuromedin U receptor 2 (gene NMUR2). The transcript has 4 exons. The coding region runs from base 58 to 1251 and encodes 397 amino acids. Lineage: Eukaryota; Metazoa; Chordata; Lepidosauria; Squamata; Sphaerodactylidae. Gene Ontology annotation, molecular function: neuromedin U receptor activity. Gene Ontology annotation, biological process: G protein-coupled receptor signaling pathway. Gene Ontology annotation, cellular component: plasma membrane. The record is from RefSeq and is a predicted model, not a curated record.
AAGCUUGGAUGAUAAAACUGGAGCUGAGAAAGUUAUUCUUCCUCCAUAUAACCAACAAUGGAUUGGACUACUAAUAUCACUUGGUGUGUUCACCAAAUGGAAGAAGAAGCUGAAUCACUAAGGAAAUAUUUUAACAGCACUGAGGACUACUUAGCCUUUUUAUACGGCCCGAAACGAAGCCAUCUGUUCUUGCCUAUGACUUGGGUCUAUGCUCUGAUUUUCAUCGUUGGAGUGUCCGGCAACCUCUUAGUCUGCUUGGUGAUUCUCAAGCACAGGAACAUGAAAACUCCCACUAACUACUAUCUCUUCAGCCUGGCUGUUUCAGACCUGCUUGUCCUGCUCAUUGGACUGCCCUUGGAAGUCUAUGAAAUGUGGAGCAACUACCCCUUCUUGUUUGGACUGGUUGGGUGCUAUUUUAAGACUGCUCUUUUUGAGACUGUUUGCUUUGCCUCCAUUCUGAGCGUCACCACGGUCAGUGUGGAAAGAUAUGUGGCCAUUCUUCACCCCUUCCAAGCUAAGAUGAAAAGCACAAGGCGGCGUGCUCUGAGGAUCAUCAUUGCCCUAUGGAUCCUGUCUGUCCUCUUCUCUCUUCCCAACACCAGCAUUCAUGGCAUCAUGGUGCAGUAUUUCCCAAACCAUACAGAAGUCCCUGGCUCUGCUACAUGCGCUGUGGUCAAGCCCAUGUGGAUCUACAACUGUAUCAUCCAAGUGACCUCUUUCCUCUUUUAUGUUCUGCCCAUGGGUGUCAUCAGUGUACUUUAUUGCCUGAUGGGAUUGAAACUGAAGGGAGAUCAGUCUUUGGAUACAGAUGAAAUGGGAAUGAAUGUUCAAAGACCUUCCAGAAAGUCCGUUACCAAGAUGCUAUUUGUCCUAGUGAUCAUAUUUGCUAUCUGCUGGGCUCCAUUCCACACAGACCGACUUUUCUACAGCUUUGUUGUACAUUGGACAGAAUCACUGGCCAGGAUAUUCAACUUAAUCCAUGUAGUGUCAGGUGUUUUCUUCUAUCUGAGUUCUGCUGUGAACCCUAUAAUCUACAAUCUACUGUCCAGGCGAUUCAGAAUGGCAUUCCUCAGUGUCAUCUUUCCCCAUUGCAAACACUGGCAACUCAGACACACUGCUAGUCACCUCCAACCCCAGAGGAGCAUCUUCAUGCUGGUGGAUCGCAACACAGUGGGAUCUGCUGAAGACAGAAGUCUACCAUGCAUGUACAGAUCAUCUGUCUGUAGUUCUCACCUUUCUACUGGCCUGUGAUUAUAGUGCUUUUCAUACAACAUCUCAGAUGUGCAGCCAUUUAUCCAUGAACAGUUGCUACACAGCUGGGAGAAGAGACAAUGUGGAUAGUUCUGACUUUUGUUGGUCUAUCUGAAGGACUUAUGAGCACUCAUUAACAACCCCAGUGAUCAAGUCCUGUUCAUGUAUGUGGGACAUUUAAAUGUUCUCCCACCUGCUUGGGAAGUUGCCAUGGUCAGAAUAAUUAUACUCGUGUAUAAGCCGACCCGCAUAUAAGCCGAGGCACCCAAUUUUACCUCAAAAAACUGGGACAUUUUAUUGACUCGCGUAUAAGCCGAGGGUGGGAAAGAUCCAUCAGGAGGCAGGGUGCUGAGCCAGGAAAGGAGCCACAGCUGGAGGAAAGGAGCACUCCAGAAGCCUUUGGGAUGCUUUUUAGGGAGGGGCGAGGUGGGCGCGCAUGGGUCUGGGCAGAGGGAAAGUGGCUGAAGGCAGGAGAAAGUGAAGCAGA